AUGGAGAAUAACGAGGCAGAUAACUGGAGGGAUAUGGUCACGAAGAUGCUCCCACCAGGCCGAGCCCCUCGACUUGAACCCGGCCCAAUCCCAACUGCCGACCCUCUUUCGGAGUCUAGACGAUCCGUGGCCCGCGACUCUGCCCCUGUGAUCGAGCCUAUCCCCCUCCCUAGAAGAAGACUGUCCCAGAGCACCGAGUCAGUUGUGUCCGUUUUGCAGAACGAUGAUUUCUCUUCACGAUUGGGCUCGGGCUCGGGCUCGCCGGGCUCGGUCCACAGCUGGCAAGACGGGCCACUCCCUCCAAACGAGGCAAGGCGGCCUAUGGUGGUGACUUUCAACACGGCUGAUAGGUCUGAGCGGCAAUUGGCCGAUAGGGAAAAGCAGAUUUUCCCCGAAUUUGUGGUGGGCUUAGCCAAGGAGAAGAAGAAGAAGAAGAAGAAGAAAAAGAGGAAAAAGGCGAGGGUUUGCUAUAGGUGCGGGAAAGGGAAGUGGGAGAUUAAAGAAAUAUUGCAGCAACUGUUUGCUCCGGGCCAUGGGCUCGAUGCCCGAAGGACCCCAUUGGAGGUUAAGCAUAUCAUGAAGGCCGAGAAGGAGUGUGCAGCCAAUCAGCUCCGGCCGGAGCAGUUGAUUAUGAACGGGUAUCCUUUGAAGACGGAGGAGAUGGCGGAGCUUUUCGGGUGCCCUUUGCCGCCUAGGAAGUUGAAGCCGGGCACGUAUUGGUAUGAUAAGGAAUCAGGUCUUUGGGGAAAGGAGGGAGAGAAGCCUGAUAGAAUUAUUAGUUCGAAUUUGAAUUUUACGGGUAAACUAAGCCCGAGCGCGAGCAAUGGGAAUACUGAGGUGUACAUGAAUGGUCGAGAAAUUACGAAGCUUGAGCUGAGAAUACUGAAGGCAUCAACUCGGUUCGUGUGUUCCUUGUUCUCUCUGCCUGUUCCUCAAGGUCAUCCUCAUGGGCUAAAGGAUGAGCCUAGCAACUACACGACUGUACCGAGUUAUCUUGAGCCGAAAAAAAGUUUCAGAAGCUUCUUCUUUUUGGACUGCAAGGCUCUGGCCAAGUUUUUGUACGGGAGCAAGUUUACCCCUGAGGAACGACAGGAUAUGAAACUCAUGAUCCAGAGCAAUAUGUACAAGUAUCUCAGCAUCCUGCUUGAUGCUCGAGAACGUUUUGAGGAGGAAGAUUUAUUAGAGAGAAGAAGGCAAGCUUCUGACGAUGAAUCUGCUGAAGCAGAGGUAAAUAACCAAUGCAUUUAUUCUCUCAACCCAAGAUUGAAGCACUUUUCUGACUGGCUGCUCGACAUAAUUGCCACUGGGGAUUUGGAUGCAUUUUUCCCAGCAGCAACACGCGAAUAUGCCCCGCUUGUUGAGGAAGUAUGGAAAGAUCCUGCUAUUCAGGAGACAUAA
Molecule: messenger RNA, 1398 nt
Organism: Striga hermonthica
Lineage: Eukaryota; Viridiplantae; Streptophyta; Magnoliopsida; Lamiales; Orobanchaceae
Source: the annotation of a GenBank genome assembly